This is a messenger RNA of Chelonus insularis, 3143 nucleotides long. Its product is annotated as UPF0518 protein GF15501. Lineage: Eukaryota; Metazoa; Arthropoda; Insecta; Hymenoptera; Braconidae. The transcript has 10 exons. The record is from RefSeq and is a predicted model, not a curated record. Bases 277 to 3051 code for a protein of 924 amino acids.
UGAUUUCUUUGGGGAAAAUAUCUAGCUGUCACAUCAAAUUCCUGAAGUCUAAUAUGACGUAUUUACAGUAGAUUAUAAUGUGAAAAUUUUUUAAUUAUCAGAAUAAUAGAGUGUAAGGCAUUAAGUGAAAUUUAAGAGCAUAUAAAUACUCUCUAGAAAAUGUAGUAUAAAUAAUUUACUUCAAAGUUAUACAUAACUUAGAAAAGAUGUGAAUAGGAUGAAAAUUCAUGAAAAUACUUAUCAUAAUAUAAUAAAUUAUUUUUUAAAAAUACUGCAAUGAGUUGGUUAAAAAAUAAUGCAUUUAUAAAUAAUGCAAAUAGACAAUGUCCUCAAAAUAUUCCUACGAAUAUUACUGAUCGUAGUGCAUGUUAUGAUAGUUUUUGUAAACAUUGGCAGCAAGCACAUGACAUUAUAAAACAGUCAUUUUUGACAACAAAUGAAUCAAUCCACGAUUAUUUAGUGGCGUUUAAUAAUCAUAUAGAUCAAAUGGUGACAUUAUUAAUAAUUGAAUUUCGCAAUAAUACUACUCUUAAAAAUUGUCACUUAACUGUUCAAUCAAAUUUAUUAUGUCUAGAAUAUUUGUUAAGUGAAAAUUUACUUGAUAUUGUGUAUGAUUGGAGUGCAGUAACUAGAAGCAAUACUGUAGAUUUAAAAGUUAUAAAAUUAUUUGAAUUAUUAAUAUCGUAUAAUGCAUCAAUUAUUGGUCACGAGCCGAUAUUAAGGCCUCUGUUGAAGUUACUUAAAUCUUAUGAGAAUGAUGUCCUAUCACCGGAUUUAGAAACAGAAUUGAUAAAUUUGCUUCACAGUAUUUGUGUCGCAUUAACACUAAAUUCAACGCUUGUGGAUGUCUUUUUUUGUUCAUCGACAGAUGACUCGAAACGCAAAUUCUUAAUACUUUCAUUAUUAUUACCUUUCAUACAUCGAGAAGGAACAAUCGGUCAAAAAGCUCGAGAUGCUAUGUUAUUAUUCAUAUCACUGUCACAGAAAAAUCCUGACAUGGCUGAUUAUUUAUCAGAAAAUUCUAAUGUCUGUCCGAUUUUAGCUACUGGAAUAAGUGGUUUAUAUUCAUUAUUACCGCGAAAACUUGAUAUUCCAAAUGAAGAUUGGUGCAGACUAACGCCUGAAAAUGUUUGCAACAUCUCAUCAUUAAAUCAUCUAAUUCGUUGUUUAGAAUUUUGUAAUGCUGUUGCAAGACUUUCACACAUAUCUGUACAGAAAAAAUUAUCAGAAUACUUAUAUCAAGGUUUUUUAGUUUCUGUGUUAGGUCCAGCAUUAUUACAGACGUCUUUAGAUGAAGCAAUCACCGCUACAAUUUAUUUAGAAUUAUUCUUGCACAAAGUCACAAAUCCUGGGCUUUUAUACACAAUAAUCAAAUUUUUACUAGAAUCAAAUUAUGAUGGGUAUAGAAUAUUAGAUGUAUUAAUCCAAAGAAUCGCUACUAAUUCAAAAUUAUGCAUCGUAACUCUAGCACUUUUUGAAACUUUAGUAGAUCUGAAUAAUGAAGACAUAAUGCUAGAGUUAUGUUUCUCAUCUUUAUCUCCUUGCUCUCAUGUUAUGCUUUCACAACGUAGUAAGCUACAAGAUUUGGAUUUUUCUGGAAAUACCGCGAAGAAGAUAUUAUCACUGCGGCCAACUUGCUGUUUAUCUUGGACAAAUUGUGUAGAGAAUAAAUACGAAUCUACCAAUUCUAAUAUUUCAUAUGAAAACUCAGAAUCGUUGAUGUCUCCAACGUUAUCAUUAUGUAGCCAACUCGAUGACAGUCUUAUUGGCAAUUAUUUUGCUUAUCUUUACAAUGCAAGAACACAAAUUAUUUUAUGCAGAUUAUCAUGUUCUAAUUGGUCAUCAAAGUAUGAUGGUAGUGAUAACAAUGAGAAAAAUCAUUUUUAUAAUGAAGAGAAAAAAUCCGAAGCUUAUUUUGAAAAAAGAGAAUCAUAUUCAUCAACUGAUGAUAUCAUAGAAAAUGUUAAAUCAUUAAUUGAUCAUAAUCAACCAUCAUAUAUUGAUUAUAAUAAUCAAGAAAACUCACUCAACGCCUUGGAAGAGAUACUUGAGAAUAAAAAUAAAAAUAAUGAAAGCUUCGCACUUGCAUUGUCAGAUACACUUACAGAUAGGCUUUAUAUUAAUGAUAAUAAUGAACCCGACAAUAUCAAUGCUAAAGAAUUCAUUCAAUGUAAUAGUAAUUGUGACAAAUUACCUGUUCAAAACUCAAUGGAGUUAGACGUAACUGAUGCUCAAUUUAAACAGCCAAUUUUAUCUUCUAAUAAUAAUAAUAAUAUUAACAAUAAUAAUAAUAUUAUUCAGAAUCAUAAGAAUAAUAAAAAUAGUAAUGAAAAAAGUACAAAUAAAAAUAGUUCGCUAAUGAUUUAUAAUACAUCUAUGAAUGAUGAAGAUACAAUCAGCAAGCCAAGUGUUGGAAAAUUUUUAGAUGUUAUUUUAAAGAAGUUGGAAUUCAUGACUAGUAAUAAUUUGUAUGUUAACUUGCGCCUAACUGGGCUUAUUAGCCGACUUGCCAUUUAUCAACAGCCAUUAUUACAAUCUUUUUUACUUAAUCCGUCAUUAGUCUUCCAGCCAAGUAUUCGUUCGUUAUUUCAAAUUUUAGCUUCAUUAAAACAUAAAAUUGAUCAAUAUCUAUCAAAAGUAAAGAAUGUUGAAGAGUUAGUAUACCAAGCACGAUGCUUUUUAAGAAAUCGAGAAUUACAAUUAAUAAAUGAUCAUCAAAAUGUAUCGCUGUCAUCUAUAAAACAGUUAUCAGCGACAAAAAAGAAUUUUAAUUCUGAUCCGUUUGAUAGAAAUCGGCCAAAACGUAAAAGCCUGACAUCUCACUUCACGCAAAUAUUCAAAUUUGGUGUCAAUGGUGUGCCACAAUACCAAAAACCGAAUUCAACGACGUACUUGAACGAGAAUAAUAACUCCCAUGGCUGUCCCGAAUCAAUGAUGUCAAUAAUUUCAACAACUCAACACGUUGUAUUGUGCGCUGUCAUACUAGAUGAAUGGCUUAAAGAAUUAUCAGCAAUAACACAAGAGCAUUGUAUUUUAUCAUUAGACAUGUAAAAAAAGUGUAAUAUCAUCAAAAAAUAUGUACUAUUAUACAUAGUAGUUGUAGUAAUUUAUUAUUAAAUAAAUUAUUUGUUCAUAAAAAAUAA